GGGAGACGGCGGCGCCAUCUUCCCCUUGUGCUUUGCGGCCCUUGCGCUCCAACUUCCUCCUCCUCGUUGUCCUCCUCGUGGUCCUCCUCCUCGUCGUCGUCUCUCUCUUUGCUCCGCUUUAAACGUCGCCAGAAUGUCGGACGUCGACACCUCGCUGAAGAAGGAGGGGGCGGACAAUGCGGACGCGACGGCCGGCGCCGCCGCCACCACCACCACCGCCUCCUCCGCCGCCGCCGCCGCGGGCCCCAAGGACGAGGCGAAAGCGAGGGACGUGAAGGAGAACGGCAGCCAGAAGUCGAAGGAUGUGCAGAAGGACACGAAAAAGGAUCGCGGCGGGCGUCGCGGUGGCCGCUUCGAACCGUACAACCGCAUGAACCGCUUUGAGCCAUUUGGCCGUGGGCCCCGUGGAGGGCGCACCAUGGACCGCAGGAGCACGGGCAACCGCAUCUACAUCAGCAACAUCCCCUACGAGAUGAAGUGGCAGUCGAUCAAGGACCUGAUGCGCGAGAGAGUGGGUGAGGUUACAUACGUGGAGCUGUUUUUGGAUGCAGAAGGAAAGUCCAGGGGAUGCGGCAUCGUGGAGUUCAAGGACGUAGACCACGUGAAGAAGGCUGUUGAGAUCAUGAACAAACACCUGCUUGAUGGCCGCACGCUCAAUGUCAAAGAGGACCCCAACGGGGAGCUGGCUCGCAGGGCCUUUCAGAAGAUGGGUGGCGGCAUGGGCCCCGCCGGGAACAUGGGUCCCAGGCAUGACGACAUGAUGAUGAUGGGGCCACCCAUGGGCAGAGGCCCCGGCGGCAUGGGAGGAGGCCCCGGCGGCAUGGGGGGAGGCCCCGGCGGCAUGGGGGGGGGCCCCGGCGGCAUGGGGGGGGGCCCCGGCGGCAUGGGGGGAGGCCCCGGCGGCAUGGGGGGAGGCCCCGGAGGCAUGGGAGGGAUAGGAGGCCCCGGAGGCAUGGGCGGGAUGGGCGGGAUGGGUGGAAUGAGUGGGAUGGGCGGACCUGGCAUCAUGGGAGGCCCCAUGCCCAUGUCGGGGCCCGGCGGGGGCAUGAGGGGCGGCAUGGAUGGGCCCGGCGGCAUGGGCGGCAUGGGCAGCAUCUCCGGCAUGGGCGGACCGCUGGGGGGCCAUUCCGGCAUGGGCGGGGGCGGGCCCGGCGCCGGGAUGGGUACGGAGCUGCCGUCCUCGGGCAGUGGGGGCCCCGUCAACAUCCCCAUAAGCAUGCGCAACAACCCCAACAUCCCGCCCGAGCUCCUUAACGCCUUGCAGUCGGGCCGCCUCGGCACCACGGUCUUUGUGACAAACUUGGACUACAAGGUGGGCUGGAAGAAGAUAAAGGAGGUGUUUGGCAUGGCGGGGGUGGUGAAGCGCGCCGAGAUCAAGGAGGACAAAGAAGGCCGCAGCCGCGGCAUGGGCGUCAUUAUCUACGAGCAGCCCGUGGAGGCGCUGCAGGCCAUCUCGAUGUUCAACGGUCAGUUGCUUUUUGAGCGGCAGAUGCAUGUUAAGAUGGAUGACCGCUCGCUGCCCAAGGACGACUUCCUCCCAGCUGACAAGCAAGCACAGCUUCCCCAUGGGCUUGGCGGAAUUGGCAUGGGCCUGGGUCCCGGAGGUCAACCGAUUGACGCGACUCGGAUUGGCUCCAUGGGAAGUGCUGGGCCUGCAGGAGGCCUUGACUCUAGCCCCGGGUAUGGAGCCAUGGACAGGAUGGGCGGCCUUGGUGGGGGCUCUGGCUCUGGUGGAGGAGGCUAUGGCGGCGGCCUGGGUGGCAUGGGUAAUGCAGGCGGCUUGGGUCAGCUUGGGGGAAUGGGUGGCAUGGAUGCCUACCGGGGUGGCAUGGGCAGCAACAUGCCUAGCAGUUUGCCGACUGGCACAGGCCUCGGCAUGGGAGAUUCAUACAAGUCCAACAUGGUUUUUGACAGGGACCUCGGAAUGAACCGAGGCUAUGGCAGUAGUGGUGGCAUGGGCGGCGGGAUGGGCGCCGUGGGCAUGGGUGGCGCCGGCAUGGGAGUCGGAUCCAUGGGUUCGGGCUCCUCAGGGAUCGGUCACAUGGGAGGCAACAUGGUGCCAAUGGGAGCGGGGAUGGGUGGUCUAGGCAUGGGCGGCAUGGGCCUAGGCGGCAUCGGCAGCUCCAUGGAUCGCCUGGGCAGCAUGGGCAACGUUGGCGGUGGUGGCGGUGGCGGCCCCGGCAUGGGCCACCACGGCCACGGCUUGGGCGCGGUGCUGGACAUGGAUCGCGGUUCCGGGGCUGGCGGUGGUGCCGGGAUCUACGGCCUGCCCCGCGACAGGGAUGGCUACGGAGGCGGUGCGGGCAACAUGGGCGCCAGCGGGCUUGGGGGCAUGCCGCUCGACCGCAUGGACCGCCGCGGGUGCCAGAUCUUCGUCAGGAAUCUGGCCUUUGACUUGAGUUGGCAAAAAUUAAAGGAGACCUUCAGCCAGUGCGGCCAGGUGAUGUUUGCGGACAUCAAGAAGGAGAACGGGCGGUCGAAGGGCUGCGGCACGGUGCGGUUCGAUUCGCCCGAGGCCGCUGAGAAGGCCUGCCACAUGUUGAACGGCAUUCGCAUCAACGGGCGUGAAAUCGACGUGCGCAUCGACAAAAACGUCUGAGUCUCCCCGUCCUCCCUUUGCUCCCCGUCGCCCCAUACCCUCGCACAACACCAUCUCACCCAUCACCAUCUCACCCGUGCCUGCAACGCGACCGCUCCCCUCCCACCCCACAAAGACCUCGACGCAAGCUUAUGCGUUUCCUUCAGCCAGCGGUGGUGACCUUGAAUCUCCCGUACACGGCCAACUUAGUCUGCGCAGCUACUGUAGAUUUUCGCCGUUUUUCGCUGCGUUGCUUAACGAAGUGUUUUCGGAUCGUACCGCAUGUCGCUCUGCUCGGUUUCUGGACGUUUUGCCGUCAUGGAAGCGAAGGUCUCAGCACGCGAGGCGAAGCGUUGGGCAUCGUGUGCCAACUGACCUCAAAACACCUCAGAAAUUGAUGACGUAUUUGGACUAGAUUUUUCUGAGACGAGAAAGUUAAUUGCAGACUUUAAUUUGCGUUUAAAAGAGAUGUUAGUAAUGCGAUUCAAUAGCUUAUUAACCUCGCCAACAAUCGUAAUAAAAUGUAAUUUACAGUUUAUUGGCGAUGCAUUGGAAACAGGAUUGUGUUUAUUUGUUAAACAUUUAUUUUUAAACCGUUAAUGUACAUUGGGGUUGUAGCUUCGAUAACGUAGAUUAUUUUUUUUACUCUUGCCGUCGGAUAUAUCAGGGCCCUCCCAUGUAAGUCGGUGGGUGUGGUUUUUAAUUGUUAAUGAACAAUAAAUUACUCCCCCAUGCAAGGACUUUUCAUAAUAAAUCCUGCAGAAGCUACGGAUUGCCGCUAAUGGUGAUGGGCUAUACCACACAGCUUGUAUUUACAUCUCAUUGCACAACUGCAUUAUAAUUUUAGUGCAGCAUGACAAUAUGCAAACUUAACACCUAACUGCUGUCCGCACCUUAGAUUCUCAUGGUUGGCUACGUACGGUGCAAAGGAGGUUCUACAUACAUACGUAAUACAUACAUACACAUACCUAACAGUUAAUGCCGCAAAAUAUUAACAUUCCUUUCCACUGCAGUGACGUGCUGUGCAAUAUAUAUGAAAUAAUUUGCAUAAUUAACUUUUCUCUGCUUGGGAAUUGCCAUCAAAUGUGCAGGGUGUGGACACCUUAAAAGACUGAUGA
Petromyzon marinus (sea lamprey) is the source of this 3696-nucleotide messenger RNA. RefSeq names its product myelin expression factor 2-like. Lineage: Eukaryota; Metazoa; Chordata; Hyperoartia; Petromyzontiformes; Petromyzontidae. Gene Ontology annotation, cellular component: cytoplasm; ribonucleoprotein complex; nucleus. The record is from RefSeq and is a predicted model, not a curated record. Gene Ontology annotation, molecular function: mRNA binding.